This is a messenger RNA of Caenorhabditis remanei, 222 nucleotides long. RefSeq lists its product as uncharacterized. The record is from RefSeq and is a predicted model, not a curated record. NCBI's taxonomy places the organism in Eukaryota, Metazoa, Nematoda, Chromadorea, Rhabditida, Rhabditidae. Bases 1 to 222 code for a protein of 73 amino acids. The transcript is spliced from 2 exons.
AUGAACCAGUCAACAUUCGUGAUGACACGUUGGCUCACUCUUUUUCUGCUUCUUUUGUCUUCGCCUGUCAACAGUCUUCCUUUUGUCGCUAUUGCGUUGCAAGCGGGAGCCAGCGUAUUUGUGAGAGAGCAAAUUAUUGACUUUCUUGUCGAAAAAGUCGGAAAACCUCUGCUGCUAGAAGUCAGAAACUUCGUCGACAAAAUUAUCGACGAAGCUCUUUGA